Molecule: messenger RNA, 2536 nt
Organism: Spinacia oleracea (spinach)
Lineage: Eukaryota; Viridiplantae; Streptophyta; Magnoliopsida; Caryophyllales; Amaranthaceae
Product: probable methyltransferase PMT3
Exons: 8
Coding region: 270-2123 (617 amino acids)
Cellular component (GO): cytoplasm; endosome; trans-Golgi network
Molecular function (GO): methyltransferase activity
Source: RefSeq, a predicted model, not a curated record
UUUUCUCUCACUCUCACACUCUCUGUCACACACACACACUUCCAUACUCCCCUUCCUUUCUCUCUCUCUCUCAAUUUCCUCUGCUCUCGUCUAUUUCUGCAACAAAUCUAGGGUUCUAAUCCCCAAUUACACCUUCACCAAUCACAAUCCUCUGCCUUUUUCAGUUCAGAUCUAUUGGGAAAAUAAACAUAGAGGGUCUGAUCAUGAUCUUCUGAUUUCUAGAAAGAAGUUAAAAGGUAUAUCCUACUUGAAAAAUAGUUGGUGGUAAAAUGAGAGGGAGAUCUGACGAAGUACAGAAGAAGCGCCUGAUCACUGUUCUAGUGGGUGCAGCAAUUGUCCUUGGUUUUCUGUAUGUAUAUCAGGGAUCUAUUUUUGGUUCACAAAAUAGUGGUGCAACAGCUUUAGAGUAUGGCAGCAAAUCUUUGAGAAAAUUAGGUUGGGGUGGGGAUGAAGAUGCAGAUGACAUCUCCUCCAAGUUUUCCCAAGAAGAUGGAGAUGAUGGUGUUAUGUCCAAAAGCUUCCCUGUCUGUGACGAUCGGCAUUCUGAAUUGAUUCCCUGUUUGGAUAGACAUCUUAUAUACCAACUGAGAUUGAAGUUGGACUUGUCUCUGAUGGAGCACUAUGAAAGGCACUGCCCCCCUCCGGAGAGGCGCUACAAUUGUUUGAUCCCACCACCAAAUGGGUACAAAGUCCCAAUUAAGUGGCCUAAAAGCAGAGAUGAAGUGUGGAAAGCAAAUAUACCUCACACUCACCUUGCUCAUGAGAAAUCUGAUCAAAACUGGAUGGUUGUGAAAGGUGAAAGAAUUAAGUUUCCUGGUGGAGGCACUCACUUCCAUUAUGGUGCUGGCAAGUAUAUUGCUGCAAUGGCAAAUAUGCUUAACUUUUCAAAUAACGUCAUUAACGACGAAGGCAGGCUGAGGACUGUUCUUGAUGUGGGCUGUGGUGUUGCAAGUUUUGGAGGUUAUCUACUCUCUUCCGAUGUCAUUACUAUGUCCUUAGCACCAAACGAUGUUCAUCAAAACCAAAUCCAGUUCGCAUUGGAAAGAGGGAUUCCUGCAUAUCUUGGCGUUUUAGGCACAAAGAGGUUACCAUAUCCUAGCAGGUCGUUUGAGCUUGCUCACUGCUCUCGGUGUAGAAUUGAUUGGCUUCAAAGGGACGGUAUAUUACUGCUUGAGUUAGAUAGGGUACUGAGACCAGGUGGCUAUUUUGCUUACUCUUCUCCUGAAGCAUAUGCUCAAGAUGAAGAGGAUCUUAGGAUAUGGAGAGAAAUGAGUGCUCUUGUCAAGCGUAUGUGUUGGGAAAUCGCUGCAAAACAAAACCAAACUGUAAUUUGGGUCAAGCCUUUAAACAAUGACUGCUACAUGCAGAGGCCUGCUGGUACUCAACCUCCCCUUUGCCGAUCAGAUGAUGACCCAGAUGCUGUUUUGGGUGUGAAAAUGGAACCAUGUAUCACACCAUACUCUGAUCAUGAUCAUAAGGCUGGUGGAAGUGAAUUGCCUGCGUGGCCUGCUAGAUUGACUUCUCCUUCUCCUCGGCUUGCUGAUUUUAGCUAUUCAAAUGAUAUGUUUGAAAAAGAUACGGAAUCAUGGGCGCAGAGAGUUGAGAACUACUGGAACCUUCUAAGUCCCAAGAUCCAGUCUGAUACUUUGAGGAAUGUGAUGGAUAUGAAGGCACAUUUAGGAUCAUUUGCAGCAGCUUUGAAGGAUAAGGACGUUUGGGUAAUGAAUGUUGUUCCAGAAGAUGGACCAAACACACUUAAGGUGGUAUAUGAUCGUGGUCUUAUUGGUGCGGCUCACAACUGGUGUGAGGCCUUCUCAACAUAUCCCCGGACUUAUGAUCUACUCCAUGCUUGGAACAUCAUCUCUGACAUUGAGAGGAAAGGUUGUAGCCCUGAGGAUCUUCUUCUCGAGAUGGACCGAAUUCUCAGGCCAACUGGUUUCAUUAUUAUCCGAGACAAACAAGCCGUAGUGGACUUUGUAAAGAAGUAUAUGUCAGCUUUACACUGGGAGGUAGUUGCAACAGGUGAUGCAAGUUCAGAUUCAGAUCAGGAUGGGGAUGAAGUUGUGUUUGUUGUUCAAAAGAAGCUGUGGCUCUCGAGUCGAAGCUCCAGGGAUGCAGAAUAAGUCAAAACCCACAAAGGUUCUGUUUCUCUUUGCUCCUUAAAUGUUUCAUCUGCCCAGAAUUUGGAGGCCAAAUCCAUAGCAAUCAGUUUCUGUUACAUCCUGUAGAAUUAACUUAAAAUUAUUUUAUUUGUAUCCUUUUAUCCGCCUUUUUGGUUAAGUUAUUUUUUUUCUUCAUAUUAUGGUUUUGAAUGUUAUUAUCACUUAUUAGUAGGUUUUAGUUGAUUAGCCGAUAGAUAAAGAGAGCGUCUAUAGGCUAUUUGUUAUUGGUUUAUUCCUCGACAUAUGUAUUGAGCAUACUUACAGAUACUUCAGCCAUUCAUUAGUAAUUGUAACAAGACACUACUAUACUGCUGAAGUUUGAAAGGGGAUUUAAAUUUAUAAUUUUGCUUAAUAAUAGUAAUAAUUCAUCAUCA